AAUUGGGAUACCGGUACUAGAACGCGUACGAACGCUUUUUGUUCCGGCUUGGCUAAUCCCUCGAACACGUCCGGAGCUACCAAUUUUUUUUUCAACGUGGUAACACAAGAAAACAACGGAGAAGUUUCCGUGCAUUGAUUGCGUUCUCUUUGAUAAAGCAUAGCAAGAUGACAGCUUCAGAUCUUUUCUUCCCAUUGGUUGCAACCUCAGCUGCUUCCGCUGUUGCUGGACUAGUACUCUUGCAGACGGACAUGGUGUCUCGCAAGAUUCUUGACCCCGAUCAACUCAAUACAAAACGACGAUCGGAGAGUCGAUACUCAUGGAAAAAGUCCGUUGAUAGAGCGAAGCUUCUAAUGGACUACAGCUUGGCAGGUGGUCAACGAAUUUUGACUGAUGAUCCAGAAAUAGUCAUGAAACACACGGAGUAUAUUUCGAAGGAGGACGAACUAGAUUCCCUUAUUAAGAAAAUUGUCGAUAGGAAGGAUUCGGAAUCUAGAUUUUAUGCCCUGAAAAUCGAUAAAGAUCCCCUAGAUGCCAGUGAAGAAUUCUAUUUAUACAUAAUCAAAGAGCAAGAACAGAAGAAUGUCAAAACUCUGUAUCAAAUCCCGCUCGUGAAGUUUGGAUUGAAACUUGCGCAGGCUUUCGAAGACCAACUGACCACAACAGCGCUCUGCUUUGUAGCAGAUGCCAGUUCUGGAAAGGCGACAAGUAUGUUGGAAUCUUUAGUAACAGAAUCAAAAUCUGGGGUGGCCGUCGUAUCGGAGCCCCUCUGGAUGAUCCAAAUAGCUCGACUGGCAGAAGCUUCCAUCGUCGCUAAAUCGAAAAUCCAAAAACUUAUCUUUGCUCUUUGUCGACUGGAUGCAUGGAGUGUUCGACAUAAGGUAGGCGAUGCCAAAACGGUUAUGUUCACUCUUCCCGGCCAAGCUGUAGUAGGCACACUCUUACCACUGGUUCAGAGUGCCUUUCCGGAAGACCGCCAUGUCUUUGCGUAUGAUGGGUGUGUGGAGUCCGUGAAAAGAGGCAUCUACGCAGAGCGCAUGUACAAGCAUAAUAAGCUCAUUCCUGAUCUGAAAUCAAUAAUCCAAGGCAUGGGCAAGGAUCCGUUGCGAAUAACGACUCCGCUGCCGUCCAAUUCUCCGCUGAGUCAUGAUGCUUCUCUCGGAGGUAGAGGGGGUGCUAUGGAGCGAGCCUUCUCACAGGUCCCUGUAAAACAAGCACGAAUCGUGGAAGCCUGGCUUAGUAGCAUCGACGCAUAUUUCAAACUGAAGAACGAAGAGACAACCAACGGAUAUGUGCCCUAUUGCUUUAAGCUGGGCUUCCUAACAUCUCCGGUAGGAGAUUUUGAAUACGGAACGGAUUCGUACUGGUCUCUGAACUCUUUUCUGCAAUAUGUAACAGGUUGCCAAGGACGGAAAGUUCAAGAACAUGUAAUUGAUGCCGCCAGAGAAUGGAUGAAAGACUAUAAUUCAGAACAGAAAGCAGAAGAUGGAUCAUUUGAAACGUCGGUGAUUCUAUCGGAACACGAACGAAAAAUGAUUGAAAAUUGUUGUUUUCAGCACAAGCAAAUACUGAUUGGUAACAAAACAUUACAGGACACUGUUCUUCCCAAAGAGCACUGGACAAUGAAACAAGCAUCUCGCAACGGAUGCUCCUGCUGUGGACCAGAUCCCUAUGACCAAAUGGAGGAGGAGGAAUCAGAUGUCAUGGAAGAGGCCAAGUCGAACAAUGCGAUGACGGGUAAUUUCGGUGCAGGAAAACCGAACAUGACCAUUGGUAUGAAUGCGAAUUCAUCCAGACAAACCGGUUACGUCGAUGCGACUCAGGUAUUUGCUUUCGAUCCAACGCGCUUCACAACAUAAAACGUCGUUUUCUCUGAUAGUGCGCUUCUGUAAUCGUCAUGUUUCUCACUUCGAAACUCGUGCAAUAGACAUGCCUGUUACCCUUACACGGAUUUUUUUACUUGAAAUCGUACGAAAUCACUGUCUUCAUCUCGAGUUCGUCGCCUUAAAUACAGCUCGUAUAGAGUGUAAGAAAAAAUUGAUAGGCCACUACAAAUCGUUUUCAAGUUUUGAAAAACAAAUGUUAUAAUAUCAC
Molecule: messenger RNA, 2094 nt
Organism: Pseudo-nitzschia multistriata
Lineage: Eukaryota; Bacillariophyta; Bacillariophyceae; Bacillariales; Bacillariaceae
Source: the annotation of a GenBank genome assembly